Messenger RNA from Metarhizium robertsii ARSEF 23, 1134 nucleotides. RefSeq names its product DUF159 domain protein. Lineage: Eukaryota; Fungi; Ascomycota; Sordariomycetes; Hypocreales; Clavicipitaceae. Gene Ontology annotation, molecular function: single-stranded DNA binding. Gene Ontology annotation, biological process: DNA damage response. The transcript has 3 exons. Bases 1 to 1134 code for a protein of 377 amino acids. The record is from RefSeq and is a predicted model, not a curated record.
AUGUGUGGUCGAUACGCAUUGGCGCUCCGCGCCUCUCAAAUACGCCAAAUGCUACAGGACGACGACAUGCCCGUAGACUAUUCGGUAGAUGACGAGGACGGCCCCGGCGCCCCCCGGCAAUCAUACAACUUUGCUCCCGGAUACCACGGCGUCGUCUACAGAGCCGAUACCCCGGACUGGGGGGCGGGCCCCCGGUCCCGAUCUCACCAGGCCAAGGGCAACGACGGCGACGAGGCCGCGCCAACCGAAGAGGAUGCUGCCGCUGCCGCUGCCACCGCGGGCCAGGUCAAGUACAAGCUGCAAUCCAUGAAAUGGGGUCUUGUUCCGUUCUGGACCAAGCGAAACCCCGACUACCAGACCCUCAUGAGGACCAUCAACUGCCGCGAGGAUUCCCUCAGCACCCCCGGCGGCAUGUGGGCGUCCAUGAAGAACAAGAAGCGCUGCAUAGUCAUUGCCCAAGGAUUCUUCGAGUGGCUCAAGGCCGGGCCCAGGGACAAGCUGCCCCAUUUCGUCAGGCGAAAAGACGGCCGCCUCAUGUGCUUUGCCGGACUGUGGGAUUGCGUCCAAUACGAAGGCUCCGACGAGAAGCUGUACACCUACACCAUCAUCACCACCGACUCCAACAAGCAGCUCAAGUUCCUGCAUGAUCGGAUGCCCGUCAUUUUCGACCCGGGCUCCGACCAGAUCACGCAGUGGCUCGACCCGGCCCGGCACGAAUGGUCCCGCGAGCUGCAGUCCCUGCUGAAGCCCUUUGGCGGCGAGCUGGACGUGUACCCCGUCACAAAGGACGUGGGCAAGGUCGGCAACAACUCGCCGUCGUUUAUCGUCCCGCUCGACAGCAAGCAGAACAAGUCCAACAUUGCGAAUUUCUUCUCGAGCGCGCAGAAGAAGGGGCCCAAAGAUGCCGAAUCGGCCGCCGUCAAGACAGAAGACUCCAGCGUCGAGCGUAAGCCUGUGGAGGCGGAUGAGCGAGAGAAGCGCAAGGAGCCGCCGACGAGUCCGGAUCGCCCGGUGAAGAAGACGGCUUCGGAGAAGGCAAAGAUUAGUUCGACCAAGAAUGAGCACAAGAGCCCCAAGAAGGUCAAGGGGCCGGGGUCGCAGAAAAUUACGAGAUUCUUUGGAAAUGCGUCAUGA